Messenger RNA from Carlito syrichta (Philippine tarsier), 2549 nucleotides. RefSeq names its product E3 ubiquitin-protein ligase Praja-1-like. Lineage: Eukaryota; Metazoa; Chordata; Mammalia; Primates; Tarsiidae. The record is from RefSeq and is a predicted model, not a curated record. Bases 210 to 2132 code for a protein of 640 amino acids. The transcript has a single exon.
CCAGAUCUACACCUGACCGUCACUGGAAUGCUACUCCAGGCCCUUGAAGAAAGCGAAAUUAAUUUUAAAGGCCCCUAAUUCUUUCUGUUACCCGUCUGAUGAAGUACUCCUUUAUCCUGAACUGAUUUGACUUUCCCAUCUCUGAAAACGUGUACAGGGAGCAGGAGCUUGAGCCCCAGCUGUAUUGGAAACCCUCCUAAGUCAGAGCAAUGGGUCAGGAAGCUAGCAAGCCUGAAUUGCCCAAACCAGCAGGAGGGUAUCAGUCCAGUUCAGGCAGGAUGUAUGGAAGAAGGCAUGCCUAUGUCAGUUCCAGGCCAUCCACGAGUCAGCAGGAACGCGUUGCCAGCCAGGGAAAGACAACAUCUGAUAUCCCAGUACACAGAUCAGCCCCCAGUCAAACCACCAAGAGAAGCCGAUCACCAUUUUCUACCACUCGUCGUAGGUGGGAUGACAGUGAGAGUUCCGGAACCAGUCUGAAUAUUGAUAAUGAGGCCUAUUCCAGGUAUCCACCAAGAGAGUAUAGGGCUUCAGGUCGCAGAAGAGCAAUGGCCUAUGGACAUGCUGACUCUUAUGGGGCAGACGACAGCCAGGAGGAGGGGACUGGGCCUGUUGAGGGACCUCCAGAGAGAGGGAAAACUGGCAAAGAUGGUAAGUUGUACGAGUCAGAGAAAGGGGCAAGGUCUUUGGCUGGAGUGCCUCCACAGUCCUUUCGUUUUAAUAGUGAUGUGAGAGAGGAGCAUGACAAGUUAGACCCAGCCCCUGCAUCAAGGUGGUCUUCUAGCAGAACUGAGUCCCUGCCACAAAAUGGCGUGGCCUCUCAGUCUUCUUCUGGUAAACACAAUGUAGCUACAAACAGUAACCGCUUAGAGAAGGAGAGAGGAGAGCAGAAGUUACCAGUGCCUUCCAGCAGGGCUUCUGUGAAAAUUUAUCGUGGGGAAAGCAUCUCAAACAGCACAGAGGAACCAGUGGUAAGGCCCAGAAUUCGAAAUCUGGGCAAUCCAAACUUCAUAAAACCAAAACCAUUUCUUGAUACCGAUGAUGAAGAUGAUGAUGAUGAUGACACGCCACACAGUACUUCCAGGUGGAGGGAGACCGCCUACGGGGAUGAAGGCCACUCGAAUGGCCCAACAAGAAGAGGGCGACGCAGGAGUUCGAGUGGCUUUUCUGAGUCAAAGCAUCCUGAAGACAAGAGGGAAGAGAGGAGUGGCCAAAUGAAACCAGAAAAGGUGCCAAGGCGUCGACGCACCGUGGCUAACCCUGACUUCUGGACUUACGGUGAUGAUUACUACAGAUUCUUUGAAGAUGACUCUGACAGUGACACAGGAUGGGUUACUGCUCUGCUUAGGAAGUAUCGAAGUCAGGAAGAAACUCUGUCCUCCAGUAGCAAAAGCUGGGAGACUUUGUCAGGAAAUGAAGAGCGUGAACCUCAGGAAUCCCAGGUGAGUGCCAGGCCCAACCUUAGCCCCAGUACCAGUGCCACUGCCGGUGCCGGUGCUGGCAGCACUGGCCCCAAUUAUCUUGAGGAAGCUAGAGAACCACCUCUUCAGGAAGAUGACCAGGCAUCCCUGGAAGAAGGAGAAAUUCCUUGGCUCCAGUACAAUGACAAUGAGAGUAGCAGUGAAGGAGAUAAUGACUCUGGUCCCGGGUUGAUGCAUCCUGGAGUCUUCAUGCUAGAUGGAAAUAGCAACGUUGAAGAUGAUUCCAGUGUGAGUGAAGACCUAGAUGUGGAUUGGAGCCUCUUUGAUGGAUUUGCAGAUGGGCCAGGAGUGGCUGAAGCCAUUUCCUAUGUAGAUCCUCAGUUCCUCACCUACAUGGCCCUUGAAGAGCGUCUGACUCAGGCAAUGGAAACUGCCCUUGAACACUUGGAAUCUCUUGCAGUAGAUGUGGAGGUGGCCAAUCCACCAGCAAGCAAGGAGAGCAUUGAUGCUCUUCCUAAGAUCCUAGUCACUGAUGAUCAUGGUGUGCUUGGUCAGGAUAUGUGCUGCCCUAUAUGCUGUAGUGAGUAUGUGAAGGGGGAGGUGGCAACUGAGUUGCCCUGCCAUCACUAUUUCCAUAAGCCGUGUGUGUCCAUCUGGCUUCAGAAGUCGGGCACCUGCCCUGUGUGCCGCUGCAUGUACCCUCCCCAGCUCUAAAGACCAAGGCUGUUUGCUUCUGCUCUCAUUUUCCCACCUGACUGCAGGAGCCCUCUCAAAAUUAACAAUGAAAACAAAACCAAUCAGUCACUCAGUCUAAAAUCUGUUGAUUCCUCAUUAUUUCCAAUGUGAAAAUGGUUGUAUAUGGUUGCAUUAAAAUCAUAAUUUUCGUGGUUAGAAAGGGAAAACUAAUGUUUGUAAAUGCUACUUGAGAUUGCAGUAAAAACAUUUUCUAACCUGAAAAAGUUGUAUUUGUUUUCUUCAGUGGAAUAUGUUGCUGUUAAUUGUAAUGUUAAGCUUAUCUGUUAAAUAUGUCCAAAAGACAAAAUCAUCUUUGUUGCAUGUUAUGGGUUAAUGUUCCUGUAAUGGCAGUGCUGUAAAAGUUUAUUAAAGUUAUUCUUUUGGUUUUACAUGGUA